AUGGCCAGGGCACUAGGCGGCUCAGCCAUCGAAGCAUUCUGGGCAGGCACAUCAUUCCUCUUGACCUCGACUGUCUUUCAGCCCGUCCUCGGAUCCUUCUCCCACAUAUUCGGCCGCAAAGCCUUGAUCUACGUUAGUCUGGCAUUCUUCCUUGCGGGAUCUAUCAUCCCGGCUGUCGCGAACAACUUUACUGUCGUCCUGGUCGGUCGUUCGAUUCAGGGAGUGGGUGGUGGUGGAAUCAUCUCCCUCACGGAGCUGGUGGUCGUCGACACCGUGCCUCUCCGUGAGCGAGGCAAAUGGUUUAGUUUUUUUGGGGCCAUGUGGAGUGUUGGUACCGUAGCAGGCCCAUUGCUAGGUGGCGGCUUCGCACAGAAUGUGACCUGGCGUUGGCUCAAUCAACGAAAUGGCGAUUUCCUCGCCAAGCUGAGGGAAGUGGAUUGGAUUGGCAUGGUUCUUUUUCUCGCAUCCACGACAGGCUUCCUUAUUCCAGUCACAUGGGGUGGCGUACAGUAUGCGUGGGACUCCUGGAGGACACUUGUUCCCCUGAUUGUCAGUGCCGCUGGCAUUGUAGCCUUCGUGGUGCACCAGGAAUACUUUGCGCCGCAUCCUCUGAUUCGCACAUCGAUCUUCAAGACCAAGUCGGCUGCAAUCCUUUACCUCACAACCACUAUCCAUGGCAUUCUCUUAUGGGCUGUUCUAUACUUCAUGCCCCUCUACUUUGAGGCAGUGAAGGGGAUGGGUCCCAUCCUUGCUGGCGUCGCAAUGUUUCCCUGGACCUUCACGGUGGCGCCAGGAUCCAUUGCUACUGGUAUAACCAUUGCGGUGACCGGUAAAUAUCGCUGGGCAAACUGGAUAGGCUGGUUCCUUGCAACGCUGGGCUCGGGUCUACUGAUCUUGCUCAAACCCGACACAUCAACUGUCGCCUGGGUGUUCCUCAACUUGGUUGGUGGUGUCGGGACUGGAAUGCUGUUCCCCGCCAUGGCUUUGGCUGUGCAGGCUUCUGCUGCCGUUAAAGAUCAAGCUUACGCGGCCAACAUGUUCUCGUUCUUUCGCGCCUUCGGUCAGACUCUUGGUGUCGCGAUUGGUGGAGUGAUUUUCCAAAACCAGAUGAGAAAGAAGAUGCUCACGUUCCCAUUGCUCGCCGACAUGGCGGGCGUGUACUCCAAGGACGCUGCUGGCCUGGUCCAGAUCAUCAAGGAUAUGCCUGCAGGCCUGAUGAAAGAGCAACUCCGCGAGAGCUACACUGACGCCCUCAAAUACAUAUGGAUUGUCAUGACCGUCCUGAGUGCUGUCGCACUCUUCUCGACUCUUUUCAUUGACGAGUUCGACUUGAACACAGAAAUGGAUAAUGACAGGGGCUUCAAGGACAAGGAUAAGAUCAAGGAUCCUGAGAAAGAGCAGCGGUGA
Messenger RNA from Parastagonospora nodorum SN15, 1407 nucleotides. RefSeq lists its product as hypothetical. Gene Ontology annotation, biological process: transmembrane transport. The record is from RefSeq and is a predicted model, not a curated record. Gene Ontology annotation, molecular function: transmembrane transporter activity. NCBI's taxonomy places the organism in Eukaryota, Fungi, Ascomycota, Dothideomycetes, Pleosporales, Phaeosphaeriaceae. The coding region runs from base 1 to 1407 and encodes 468 amino acids. The transcript has 2 exons.